AUGUCCGAAUUCCCUACCCUCCAGCCCGCCUUCACCUUCAAGGUCACAAUCGAUGCUCCGCUAGGCGUCGGCAGCGCAUCUCGGCAGAACAGCCUGCAGGUCGUCCCCAUGACCGGCGGCACUGUCCAGAGUGCGCCUGGAUUCUCUCCUGCUCUUGACGCCGAGUUCGUCGGUGUUGGCAACGACUACAUCCAUGCGGAUGCCGACGGCAAGCACCUGCGCCUGGAUGCGCAUGGUGUUAUCAAGCCCAAGGAUGGCGAUGAUCUCAUCUACCUGAACUACACUGGUGUCUGCACCCUGCUUCCCGAAGUGCAGGCCGUUUUCGCCGGAGCUGCUCCUGAUGGCUCGACUCCGUUCAACAGUGCUUUCACGCACAUUACCUUCGAGACCGGCAGCGAACGCUACAAGGAGCUCGAGAACCGCGUUUUCAUCGCCCAGGGACGCUUCAACAUCGAAAAGGGCAAGCCUACUGUGGUCGAGUACCGCGUCAGCCAGGUUGUCCAGGGCUGA
Molecule: messenger RNA, 510 nt
Organism: Aspergillus luchuensis
Lineage: Eukaryota; Fungi; Ascomycota; Eurotiomycetes; Eurotiales; Aspergillaceae
Product: DUF3237 domain-containing protein
Exons: 8
Coding region: 1-510 (169 amino acids)
Source: RefSeq, a predicted model, not a curated record